GAGGUUAAUUAGGGGAAUGAGGUAAUAUUAGGUUUCAGUCUAACAACUGACAAGGCUGCAACUGGAAAAUGGAAACUGAUGAUGAAAUUGAAGUUGAAGAGGGUGGUAUCCCCGAAACAGAGGAAUUACAGAUCGAUCAGUUCCUCUUCGAAGAAGAAGAAGAUGAUGAACAAUUCGAUCACCCUCUCAUCCACUUUUCCUCUCCAUCUUCUUCUUCCUCUUCCCAAGACCAACCUAAUGGCAUUGUCAAUGGAAAUUCAUCAGAUGAAUUUACUUUCAAUACCAGUAUCGCUUCUUUGCACACAUAUCUUGGAGAUGUUGAAGACACGAGCCACAGGACUGAUUUUUUGGAUGGUGGUGCUAUAUUCAACCUUCCUCUCUUUUGUCUCCAAGGAGUUGUACUCUUUCCUGGGGCUACUCUUCCCCUUAGGGUUACUGUUUCUCGUUUUGUGACUGCUAUUGAGAGAGCUUUGAGUCAAGUUGAUGUUCCUUACACCAUUGCUGUGAUUCGGGGUCACAGGGAAACUGGAAGUUUUAUGAUGAAAGCAGCAAGCAUUGGGACAACCGCUGUGAUUCGACAAUAUGGGCAUCUAGAGGACGGUUCACUGAAUGUGGUUACCCGUGGACAACAACGAUUUCACCUAAGGCGACAUUGGAAUGAUGUGGACGGAGUGCCUUAUGGAGAGAUCCAAAUUAUCGAAGAAGAUCUACCAUUGAGAACUCCAAGAGAUGCAUUUGGCAAAUCAACAUCAUCAAGUAAUAUACUUUGUAGCCGAGUUAAAGUGCAUGCCUUAAAUGGGGGAAAUGAUUCAGAAGCAAAUUUAGAUGAGGGUUUUAAGAGUAAGUUUUCAUCAAUUGAAAGGAAAACCCACUUAUCAGUCAUUGGCUGCGGUUCUGCAUCUGAUACGAUCGAUGUAGCAGCAAACAGCAGUAAUGUUAACUUUAUGCAUAAGUCAGAUCAGGAAAUGGGGUCCAAUUUGGAUUUGAGCAUUGAGAAUUGUUCCACUUCUGGAAAGCAGUCAUCCGAAGAAGGGUUUAAUAGAUGCUUAAAGAAUAUACGAUCACAUAAAAUUUCAAAUGCUUUCUUGCCCCACUGGGUAUAUCGUAUGUAUGACCCCUAUUGGCUUGCACAAAGGGCUGCAGAUAUGUGGAAACAAAUAAUUGGGGUGCCUAGUAUGGAUAGUCUCAUCAAGAAACCUGGUGUUUUAUCAUUUCAUAUCGCCAGUAAAAUACCUGUUUCUGAGUCUACAAGACAACAACUUUUGGAUAUCGACGGCAUCGUGUAUAGGUUGCGCAGGGAAAUCGAAUUACUAAAUAGCAUUGAUCUUAUCCGAUGUAGAAGAUGCCAAACUACAAUUGCAAAACGAAGUAAUAUGUUGGUAAUGUCAGAUGAGGGUCCUCUUGGUGCCUAUGUGAAUCCUGGUGGUUAUGUACAUGAGAUAAUGACUCUUUACAAGGCCAAUGGCUUAUCUCUUGUUGGGCACGCAGUUACAGAAUACAGCUGGUUUCCUGGAUAUGCAUGGACAAUCGCAAACUGUGCUACAUGUGGAACCCAAAUGGGAUGGCUUUUUACAACCACCAACAAAAAACUGAAGCCGGGUUCAUUUUGGGGUAUUCGGAGCUGUCAAGUUGCAGAAGAAAUACCCCAAAACCUUUAGUUCUACUGAUGUAAUAGGUGACCAUAUAGUUACAAGUUUUAUAUGAAUACAUUAAUCUAGCUUAGUGUGGAAACCUGUAUUCAUAAAGCACGACUUGGUUCUGUGAAUGUAUGUACAUAAUAUAAUGCAUUGUUUCUAUGUAGUGAUGUGCGCAAUAUAAUUGCACACUUUUAUGAA
Molecule: messenger RNA, 1835 nt
Organism: Trifolium pratense (red clover)
Lineage: Eukaryota; Viridiplantae; Streptophyta; Magnoliopsida; Fabales; Fabaceae
Product: protein cereblon-like
Exons: 10
Coding region: 69-1658 (529 amino acids)
Biological process (GO): protein ubiquitination
Cellular component (GO): Cul4A-RING E3 ubiquitin ligase complex
Source: RefSeq, a predicted model, not a curated record